Molecule: messenger RNA, 1290 nt
Organism: Ylistrum balloti
Lineage: Eukaryota; Metazoa; Mollusca; Bivalvia; Pectinida; Pectinidae
Exons: 6
Coding region: 1-1290 (429 amino acids)
Molecular function (GO): protein binding
Source: RefSeq, a predicted model, not a curated record
AUGACUACAAUAUUGUUGGUCUUCGGGAACAGAUGUCUAGGCCGCGCAAUCAAAAACGGGAAGGAAGAUGUGUAUUGUUCCUAUGAGAAUCACCAAUACUACAAAGAACAGAUCCAUGGGUGCAUGUAUUGUGAUCGAUGUUGGUCAGGAGAUGAACCAGUCCUACAGGGAGCAGACUACGGUAUAGGUCUACAUGGAGCCACCAAAUGUCCCAGAUGUCAGAGCUGUUCCGAGGGUACUUACAACCCUGACGGAGAUCGACACUGGGAAUGUCUUCCGUGUACGGUGUGCUCCGAUUCAGGCAUGUACGAAGCACAAGCCUGUACGACAACACAAGAUACAAUAUGUACAAGUGUUGUCACUGAAAGAGCCUUAGAUAUGAUUAAUAUGGUAUCUCCGUCUCCGAAUCCUCAGGAAAUGUUUCAAGCACAGAAAGAUGAAGGUAAAGAUCUGCACAACGAGAAUGGGACCAACAUUUUGUAUGCUUCAUUGUUGAUUGUGGUUAUAGUUGUGGUGAUGGGCAUUAUUAUCAUGUAUAUUCAGAGAAGAAGACAACUUCGGAAUUCAUACGCGAUUCAGAAUGAUGGGGGAAACCGUACAUUAAGGACAAUCACAGUUGAACAAAAUUAUCCUGAGCAACACCAAACUGACUCGGAUAGUGAGGAGAGUAGACUAUUAGGGACAGUUGCAGUUGAACAAGAGCAGCAACAGGUGGACUCUUCUUCUGACUCGGACAAAGAGGGAGUUUCAGAUGACACAGAAGACUACGUGGGUAGUUUGCAAGAUAUAGAUAACAAUGAGAGGGCACCACUGGUUCCAAGGCGACAACGAAUGAAAUCUUGUGGGGACUAUCAAAGUAUCAGUUCUCAAUAUGACAAUAAAGCUGGGAGAGAUGGAGGAGCAGUAUCUAGGCGAAUGACUCAAAGAUUACAACGACAAGUGUCUCAUCCGGUUACGGUCACAGAGGUUGGAUUAACAGAGCGACAGCUGGACAACAAACGUCCAAAACUAAAAUGUGUACAGUUUCUAGCAAAGCUCCUUGCACCAAACGAAAACUAUAAGAAGUUUGCUAAGAAAAUGGGUCUUGAGAUCCACAAUAUAAAACUUUUAGAAGAGGAUCAAGAACAGGUUCCGCGUAAUGCUGAAGAUGUAUCAUAUGAAUUUAUAUCUAAAUGCCUUCAGUGUCAGCCAAAGCUCAGCUAUCAUGACAUCUACAGCGCCCUGACAAGCCUUGAGCUACACGAGGAACUUGAGAUUCUCAAGGAGAAGCGACGAAGGGAUCGGGUAUAG